AUGGAAUCAGGCAGCAGUGAGGGAACUCCUAUUGAAAUAAUUGAGAACCAUCUCUACUGGAUCUCUGAUGAGAGAUCCCCGAAUUCUAAAACCUCCGCCUUCUUCUUUAACGUGGAUAGUGAUCUGGUAUAUGACCCUUUUCAUAAAGAUUUUGGGCCUCUUGAUCUUGCGAAAGUGCACAGGUUUUGAACUGAAUUACAAAAUGUGCUAACUAAUGAAGAGUACAAGAAGAGCAAGAUAUAUCAUCAUACUUCUUGAGAUAAGGAGAAGCAGGCCAAUGCAGCUUUCCUAAUGGGGGCAUUCAUGAUAAUAGUCUUAAAGCACAGCUCUACCGAAGCAUGGGAGAAAUUCUCAAUUUAUCAUAGCUGAUUUAAGCCAUUCCGAGAUGCCACAAAAGGUAUCUCAACCUAUAAGUGAACUAUCAAGGAUUGUCUUGAUGGCCUUUAUUACGCAAUGAAGCUAGGAUGGUACGACUAUGAUACCUUCGACUUAAAAUAAAUACGAGCACUACGAGAAGGUUGAUAAUGGAGACAUGAACUGGAUUGUUCCAAAGAAAUUCCUUGCUUUCAGUAGUCCGUCAGAAGAUGAAGAGGAUGAAGAAGGGUUUCGUACAUACACUCCAGAUGACUACACUCCUAUAUUUCAGAGGUUCAAGAUUGGUACAGUCGUGAGGCUUAACAACAAGUCGUAUAAUGAAGAGAGAUUUAUCCAAAAUGGGUUCAAAUUCGAAGAUCUUUACUUCGUAGAUGGAACUUGUCCAUCAAACAAAAUUGUGAAAAAGUUUUUAAAAGCAGCAGAAAGUGAGGAAAAUGGAAUGGCCAUACACUGUAAAGCAGGACUUGGAAGAACCGGAACCCUUAUAGGCCUCUACUGAAUGAAGCAUUACGGGUUCCCUGCAGCAGCCUUUAUAGGCUGGAUCCGCAUCUGUAGACCUGGGUCAGUUCUUGGACCGCAGCAACAUUAUCUCUGAGAAAUGGAACAAGAGAUGUUUGAUGAAGGGGAUAUCAAAGAAAAUAUUCUAGUAGACGGCCUAGAAAAGAUGUCCCUCGAAGAACGCAAAAUAAUGAUGUCCCCUGAUGAAAAGAAGAUCCACAAAUAUGGAGACCUCGGCCAAGGAGAUCAUUUGAGGUCACGAAAGAAGAAGAUUUUGACUUCUAAAAUGAAGACGAAAACAUAG
Messenger RNA from Moneuplotes crassus, 1177 nucleotides. The record is from the annotation of a GenBank genome assembly. Lineage: Eukaryota; Ciliophora; Spirotrichea; Euplotida; Euplotidae.